AUGGAGAACGAAACGACGAAUCACGAGAAUAAUUCAAGUCAUGAGACAGAAAUACAAGCUACAGUGGAGCAGUUAGUUCAGGAAAUAGCCGAAGAUUACAGAAACUAUCUGAAUUUUGAUAUAACGAAAGAACAAUCUAAAUAUUAUGAAAGUAUCGAAGGCAUGUUGACUAAACUGGAAGAAUUUUGUGGACUGGUCGACUUGAUUCGAAGUGAUACCAACUUAUGUUUAAAUACAACUUUACCUAAAAUACAGGAGAAGUGUAUUGAGAUGAGGCAUGUGUUUGAUAGGAUUAAUAAAUUAGUGCAAUUUGUAGAAGUAGUUAAAAGAGAUGUAAAUAUUAUAGAAGAGAAGGUAACUCAAGCUGAGAAAGAUGUAGGUGAUUCUAUAGGAUCAGGUUUAAUCAAGAAACUUUCCUCUAUAGUAGGAUCUAAGAAAUCCAAGGAAAAGAAGAAAGUUGAAUAUGAAGAACCAUUGAUAUUUAACACUGAUCAGUACUUUCCUAAAAAUAGUCAGACAUUACUGGUUGAGCAGCCUGAUAUAGUUAACCCUUCACCUACACCUGAUAUAGCUAACCCUUCAGCUUCAAGUCAAACAGAUCAACCCUCCUCUACAACUAGCUGAUGACCAGGCUUGACACGAUAUUGUAGUUUUGUCACCUGUUAAAGCAGAUAUUUGCAUAGUGAGAUUUGACACAAAUAUAAUUAUUGUAACUUCAAGAGAUAUUGUCGUGUAAAUAUCUGCUUUACCAGCUGAUAAAGAUGUUUAUAGCAUUCCAUUCUAUAGAAACAGUUAUUAUAAUUGCUUGUUACUUUACCUUGUUAUUGUUGUUAUUUGUAAGAUAUAUUAAUAUCAUUAAUCAAUGU
This is a messenger RNA of Lottia gigantea (owl limpet), 866 nucleotides long. RefSeq lists its product as hypothetical. Gene Ontology annotation, cellular component: BLOC-1 complex. Lineage: Eukaryota; Metazoa; Mollusca; Gastropoda; Lottiidae. The record is from RefSeq and is a predicted model, not a curated record. The transcript has 5 exons. The coding region runs from base 1 to 624 and encodes 207 amino acids.